This is a messenger RNA of Pteronotus mesoamericanus, 2582 nucleotides long. It is a transcript of the gene KBTBD4, whose product is annotated as kelch repeat and BTB domain containing 4. NCBI's taxonomy places the organism in Eukaryota, Metazoa, Chordata, Mammalia, Chiroptera, Mormoopidae. The record is from RefSeq and is a predicted model, not a curated record. The transcript is spliced from 4 exons. Bases 168 to 1724 code for a protein of 518 amino acids. Gene Ontology annotation, molecular function: protein binding.
UUCUGGGCUUCGGAAUGAAAGGAGGGAACGCAGGUGAGAAAACGAAGCAAGCAGGUGGGCAAACCGUGAGGUGAACCUGGCCCUAGCUUGGUGUGGCAGAGGCUGGAGAGAAGGCGAGGACGCUAAAGAACCGGACGGACAGUUGGCAGAGAGAGAAGUUUGCUACCAUGGAAUCACCGGAAGAGCCUGGAGCGUCAAUGGAUGAGAACUACUUUGUGAACUACACUUUCAAAGAUCGGUCACACUCAGGUCGGGUGGCUCAGGGCAUCAUGAAACUGUGUCUGGAGGAAGAGCUCUUUGCCGACGUCACCAUUUCAGUGGAAGGCCGGGAGUUUCAGCUGCACCGGCUGGUCCUCUCAGCUCAGAGCUGCUUCUUCCGGUCCAUGUUCACUUCCAACCUGAAGGAGGCCCACAACCGAGUGAUUGUGUUGCAGGAUGUCAGCGAGUCUGUUUUCCAGCUCCUGGUUGAUUAUAUCUACCAUGGGACUGUGAAACUUCGAGCUGAUGAGCUGCAGGAAAUUUAUGAGGUGUCAGACAUGUAUCAGCUGACAUCGCUCUUUGAGGAAUGUUCUCGGUUUUUGGCCCGCACAGUGCAGGUGGGGAACUGCCUUCAGGUGAUGUGGUUGGCAGAUCGGCACAGUGAUCCUGAGCUCUACACUGCUGCCAAGCACUGUGCCAAGGCCCAUCUGGCCCAGCUGCAGGGCACAGAGGAAUUUCUCCACUUGCCCCACCAUCUACUCACUGAUAUCAUCUCCGAUGGAGUUCCAUGUUCCCAGAACCCAACAGAGGCAAUAGAAGCCUGGAUCAACUUUAAUAAAGAGGAAAGAGAAGCUUUUGCAGAGUCACUCAGGAGUAGCUUGAAGGAAAUUGGGGAGAAUGUGCACAUUUAUCUGAUCGGGAAAGAGUCAUCUCGUACUCACUCGUUGGCCGUGUCCUUGCACUGUGCGGAAGAUGACUCCAUCAGUGUAAGUGGCCAAAACAGCUUGUGCCACCAGAUCACUGCAGCCUGCAAGCAUGGUGGAGACUUGUACGUGGUGGGAGGGUCCAUCCCACGGCGCAUGUGGAAGUGUAACAAUGCCACUGUGGACUGGGAGUGGUGUGCACCCUUGCCCCGGGACCGGCUCCAGCACACCCUGGUGUCUGUGCCCGGGAAAGAUGCCAUAUAUUCCCUGGGUGGCAAGACACUGCAGGAUACCCUCUCCAACGCAGUUAUCUACUACCGGGUAGGUGAUAACGUCUGGACAGAGACCACACAGCUAGAGGUGGCUGUGUCAGGGGCCGCUGGAGCCAACCUCAACGGGAUCAUCUACUUACUAGGGGGGGAGGAAAAUGACCUGGACUUCUUUACCAAACCUUCCCGGCUCAUCCAGUGCUUUGACACAGAGACAGACAAAUGCCACGUGAAGCCCUACGUGCUGCCCUUCGCAGGCCGCAUGCACGCAGCUGUGCAUAAGGAUCUGGUGUUCAUCGUGGCGGAAGGGGACUCCCUGGUGUGCUACAACCCCCUGCUAGACAGCUUUACCCGGCUCUGCCUUCCUGAGGCCUGGAGCUCUGCCCCCUCCCUCUGGAAGAUCGCCAGCUGUAAUGGGAGCAUUUAUGUUUUUCGGGACCGAUAUAAAAAGGGAGAUGCCAACACCUACAAGCUUGACCCUGCCACUUCAACAAUAACCGUCACCAGAGGCAUUAAGGUGCUGCUUACUAACUUACAGUUUGUGUUGGCCUGAGGCUGUGGCGGGAAGAGCAGCUGACUUUUGUCCUCCCCUUUUCCCAGCACCUACCCAUCCAAACUUAGAAGUCCCCAAGCUCCCAGCUGAGAGUACUGUUCUUCUUUGGCCCAUGUUCAAAAGGCUGCGCUCAGCCCUUCCCUGAACCCGUAGGGGUGGCCCUUUGGGGGCUUCCUAGACUGCUGUUGCUCCGCUGGCUGCUUGAGCUCUCUAUGCAGGCCGGCCUGUCCUUCGCCAUCCUGGUAAUCCUGUGCCUCACCACAGACUGCUUAGAGCAAGCCUCUUCCCAGAGGUCGGCACAGCCUCCCCUUCACCUGAUUAAUGUUCAAUAGAAGCACCCUGCUCCCUGAUCCCAGGACAAAAGGAAAGAUGCCCAGUCUUCCUUUUUUCUACAGCCUGCAAAAUGGCUACUUGGUAAUUUUUUCACAGAGAAUUAGGUGUUAAGAGUUUUCCUUUGGGCUUUGGUUGGGAGAAUGAACAAAGCUGAAGGUGUCCUUCACCAGCAAGAGUCAACUCUAGAAUUCUGGACAUUCUCUAUUGUUUUCUCAGCUAUCUGUCAGGAAAUAUACACUCUGGUUUGAUUUUUGGCUUACUCUAAGGAAUAAGCCAGAAAAAAGUAAAGGACUAUUUCCGAUUAAUAGCAGAAACAUUUUUGAAAUUCAAAUAUAUAAGGUCUCUACUCUUAUAAAAGCUCUAAGCCCAGCCAAGAGCUAGGAACUAUUCAUACAAAUAAAAGUUUUGAAGGGCUAUGUGUGUCUGUUUUGAAUUCUGAAGGGGUGACUCUCCAAGGGAAGCUAAUUAUAUGCGCACACAUUUCUAAGUCAGCCGCGGUCCAGACUGAAUCCCGUAUUUCCCAUU